Messenger RNA from Linnemannia hyalina, 972 nucleotides. The record is from the annotation of a GenBank genome assembly. Lineage: Eukaryota; Fungi; Mortierellomycota; Mortierellomycetes; Mortierellales; Mortierellaceae.
AUGGCAAAUCAGGAGUCAACAGCACAGGACAGCUUCAUCGUGCCCGUCAAGCGCAUCAAGGAUGAGGCCAAGGACCUGCCUUACUUCCAGAACUCUGAGGCCUACGCACGCAUCAUGUCCUACAUCCUUGCCCUCAACAACGCUGUCCUGAACAGCAAAGUGUCAGACCCUAUGCCAGAGUCAAACGCGAUCACUAACAUCCUGGCACUGCUCAACACAUUGGACAGCUGGAUCGCACUGGUACCGCCCAAAGCAGAUCCUCAAAGAUUCGGCAACCUCGCUUUCCGGGAUUACAUCCGCAUGGUCGAAGAAAAGGCAACCACCCUCCUCGAGGACCUCCUCCCCUCAACCCUACACCCAGCCAUCCAAGAAAUAUCUCCUUACCUCACCCAAGGGCUGGGCCACGGCAUCAGGAUUGACUAUGGAUCUGGUCAUGAACUCUCCUUUGUCGCUUGGUUAGCCUGUCUUGAAAUCAUUGGCUUUGUAAGAGGACCUACAGACCACCCCGCCAUAGUGCUGAGAGUCUUUGUGCGGUACCUCGAGUUGGUCAGAAAAUUGCAAAAGACGUAUCAGUUGGAACCUGCAGGAAGUCAUGGUGUUUGGGGACUGGACGAUUAUCAGUUCUUGCCGUACCUUUGGGGGAGUGCCCAGUUGAGAGAUCAUCCGAGACUGAAGCCUGUUUCUAUCAUGCAGACACCAUACCUUGAGGACUUUGCGCCGGAUUACAUGUACUUUCGUGCCAUCCAGUCCAUUCACCAGACCAAACGCGGACCUUUCCAUGAGCAUUCACCAGUGCUGUUCGAGAUUUCAGGAGUACCACAUUGGACAAAGGUCAACUCGGGCAUGAUCAAAAUGUACAAGGCCGAGGUCUUGAACAAGUUUCCUGUCGUCCAACAUCUGCUCUUCGGCAGCCUCCUUCCUUGGCGGCCCGCCGACUCGCCUGAAGACUUUGUUGUUCCCAGCUCAAAAUAA